AUGACAACUACAAGCCACACGCAGAGUACAGCUCCUUACUACUAUCCCAUCGUCGGGCGCAAGUCUACAGGGGGUGUUUAUGAUCGCAUCCCUAUCGAGGACAUGCAAAAGCAUCAUCCUAAGCAGUUCACACUUUUUGUUCUCAGCUACGCUGCCGUCCAGGGCGUGCCGAAUCCGUCCGUCGGUACUGUCUUCCCGGGCGUUGAAUUGCCCGCCACUUCGUACAUGGAGAUUGCUGGAAUCCACGGGAAACCUUACCAAGAGUACGCUGGCGAUCGGAAGACCCCAGACGAGAAGGCGUCGGACUAUAACGCAAAUGAUCGCAAGGAUACCCUACCCAUCCCUUCACGGUUUGGUGGUUACUGCAAUCAUGGAUCAGUCUCCUUUACCACUUGGCAUCGCCCGUACAUGUUGCUCAUUGAGCAAGCCGUUGGCGAUGUCGCUGACCGCAUUGCGGCGGAGAUCGAGAGAACCAACAUCGGAGAGCGCGGAAAAUGGAUCCGAGAGGCGAAGAAACUUCGUUUUCCGUAUUGGGACUGGGCUGAUCCAAGGGUCGCUCAGGAAGGGCUUCCGCCUGUGCUCUACGAAGAUCAACUGGAGGUCACGGUUGCCGGAGGCAAAAAGACGACUGUCCAGAACCCCUUUUCGUACUACACCUAUCAAGGAGGCAUCCCUUCUGACUUCACUGACCUCGAGAAUUCGACGACACGUCAAACAGCAUAUUAUUCGAAAUGGACGCGAACCUACCGGCACCCUCCAAACACCCCAGAGGGUGGGAGCGAUAUCAAUGCCCUGCAGCAAGCCCUCAAGGCUCAGGCUGUGAACAUUCGUACAAAAGUCGGGUUACUAUUCACAUUCUCGGACGGGGAAGAUCCUGCCCUGGCUUAUGACGAAUUUUCGAAUUCGGUCAAUGAAUCGCGCAGGGAAACGGACUAUCGCAACGUCGGCUCCCUCGAGGCUGUGCACGGAAUUAUUCAUGGCACUAUUGGCGGGAAUGGGCACAUGUCUGACCCAGACUAUGCUGCCUUUGAUCCCAUCUUCUUUUUCCACCACAGCAAUGUAGAUAGGAUCCUCGCAUUAUGGGAGUGGUGCUACAGGGACUAUUGGAUGGGAGAUGGAUAUGUAAAAGAUGAUGUAGCAUAUCCUUGGACCCAGCAACGUGGGACUUACGCACAGGUGUACAACGAGCAAAUCCUCCCAGCUGGUGCUCGCGGAGCCCUAUACCCAUUCAGAAACGAGAAAGGCGAGUACUGGACCUCGGAGCAAACCCGAUUCCUAGACGCCGAUUCCUACCCGAAAUACUAUUCGUACCAAGAGUUUCUAGGCGUUAAGGUUGACCAGAAGGCCACUGACGAUGAACGCCACGCAGCUCGCGCAAGGAUUGCUAAGUUUUAUGGCUUCGAUCCUCAAACCUCUGUGAAAGGCAGAAACAAGGGCGAUUGGAGCCAUGUGACGGUUCCCAAAGCCAAAGACCGAGGACUUUCCGAGAUCCUGAAGGAGAUUCCUAACUUCCGCGUUUUCAUCGUCCUCGUUCGUCUUCCAGAGCACGCGUUCAACAGGUCGUACAGCUUCGAAUUGUAUCACGACCGUGGCUCUGCACCUCAGCUAGUAGGUAUAGCCACAGUUUUCGCCCGCCCAGACCAUUCGCCUUGCAAGGCUUGUGCCCAGCGUCGGGAAUCGGGAUCAAUUGUCCGGGGUAUCAUACCAUUGCCUUUCUCCCUAGUGAACGACAUCAUCGUGAACAGUGGUAUCGACAGAACAAAGGCGACGGUGGAUACCACCGCGGCUGAUAUCACGAAGAACCUCUCUGGCAAGCUGUUGGAUAUGACAGGCAAGGUACUCGCCAGCGCUCAGGGCGGGUCGGAAGCCGCAGCCGUGCCAAAGGAAAAGAAGGCAUCCUCUGAUGUCGUCCCCGUGGAGGUGACUCUGUAUACUUCGGCCGUCGCUGAGAAAGUGGACGAUGAAGGACAUCCCGUCUACUUGUUCGACUGGCGGCCCCACAACGCGUUAUUCCCGAACGGAUGGAAAGCUGAAACUAAGGAAGCUCUCUAA
Messenger RNA from Pisolithus orientalis, 2052 nucleotides. RefSeq names its product common central domain of tyrosinase-domain-containing protein. The record is from RefSeq and is a predicted model, not a curated record. The transcript is spliced from 16 exons. Bases 1 to 2052 code for a protein of 683 amino acids. NCBI's taxonomy places the organism in Eukaryota, Fungi, Basidiomycota, Agaricomycetes, Boletales, Pisolithaceae. Gene Ontology annotation, molecular function: oxidoreductase activity.